AUGGCUGAUCUUGAUAAUAUUCAAUUUGAGAAUGAACAAACAAUUCAUCAGAAUUCUACAAUUAAAAGUAAUCUUAAAAAAAAAUUUUCUAAUCUAGAUAAUAAAACUGGAAGAAAAUUACAUGAAAUUCAUAAAAAAUUUUAUGUAAAUUUAGAAGAAACAAAACUUAUUUUAAAAAAUAAUCAAGUAGAAGUAUCAGAAACUGCUGAAACAUUAUUUCAAAAAGAAAUUAAUAAAAAAAGAAGAAAAUAUAAAAGAAUUAUCUUAGAAAAUGUUGUUAUCGAAGAUGAUUUAUUUAAUCUGUUUAUCACAGGAUUAGAGGCAGAAAAUAUUAUUAUUCAAAAAUAA
Scutellospora calospora is the source of this 348-nucleotide messenger RNA. The record is from the annotation of a GenBank genome assembly. Lineage: Eukaryota; Fungi; Glomeromycota; Glomeromycetes; Diversisporales; Gigasporaceae.